Messenger RNA from Balaenoptera ricei (Rice's whale), 4015 nucleotides. It is a transcript of the gene HMGXB4, whose product is annotated as HMG-box containing 4. NCBI's taxonomy places the organism in Eukaryota, Metazoa, Chordata, Mammalia, Artiodactyla, Balaenopteridae. The transcript has 11 exons. The coding region runs from base 140 to 1945 and encodes 601 amino acids. The record is from RefSeq and is a predicted model, not a curated record.
GCUUUUCUCUCCUUCUCCAAGAUGGCGGCGGUCGGCGGCGCUGAGGCGGGAUCCGAGCGAGCCUAGUGAAGACCUGGUCCUGUAGACGGGAAGGAGCCUGGACACAGGGACCCAUUCUCAAAGGCCCGGCAGGACCGCCAUGGCUUAUGAUGACUCCGUGAAGAAAGAAGAUUGCUUUGAUGGUGAUCACAGCUUUGAGGACAUAGGGCUAGCUGCUGGCCGAAGCCAACGAGAAAAGAAACGUUCUUACAAAGAUUUUUUAAGGGAAGAGGAAGAAAUCGCUGCUCAGGUCAGGAAUUCUUCCAAGAAGAAGUUAAAGGAUAGUGAACUUUACUUCUUGGGGACGGACACGCACAAGAAAAAGAGGAAGCACUCCUCUGAUGAUUACUACUAUGGAGAUAUUUCGUCUUUGGAGUCGUCACAGAAGAAAAAGAAAAAGUCUAGCCCGCAGUCUGCUGAUACAGCUAUGGACCUGUUGAAAGCGAUCACUUCCCCUCUGGCAACAGGCACCAAGCCUUCCAAAAAGACAGGAGAAAAGUCCUCCAGUUCUUCAAGCCAUUCAGAGAGUAAAAAGGAACACCACAGGAAGAAAGUCAGCGGAAGCAGUGGGGAGCUGUCCCUGGAGGAUGGUGGUUCCCACAAAUCCAAAAAAAUGAAACCGCUCUAUGUGAACACAGAGACACUGACUCUUCGUGAGCCUGAUGGGUUAAAGAUGAAACUUAUUCUCUCACCAAAGGAGAAGGGAAGCAGCUCAGUUGAUGAGGAGUCUUUUCAGUACCCCUCUCAACAAGCGACUGUGAAAAAAUCCUCUAAGAAGUCAGCUCGGGAUGAGCAAGGUGCUUUACUCCUAGGACAUGAGUUACAGAGCUUUCUGAAAACAGCCCGGAAGAAGCACAAGUCAUCCUCAGACUCACGUUCGUCUCCUGGCCCUGAAGGCUGUGGGUCUGAUGCCUCCCAGUUCCCAGAAUCCCACAGUGCUAACCUUGAUCUUUCAGGGCUUGAACCUAUUCUAGUGGAAUCAGACUCCUCCUCUGGCGGGGAGCUGGAGGCUGGGGAGUUAGUGAUCGAUGAUUCUUACCGGGAAAUCAAGAAGAAAAAGAAGUCAAAGAAGAGCAAGAAGAAGAAGGACAAGGAGAAGCAUAAAGAGAAGCGACACUCCAAGUCCAAGAGAAGUUCGGGACUUCCCGCUGCAGCAGUGGGAGAGGUCCCGGCGCCGCCCGGCCCUCCUCCCAGCGUCCCGUACACUGGAGCAGGCGCCCCUCCUCCACCGCUUCCUGGCCUCCACGCAGAUGGGCACGGUGAGAAAAAAAAGAAGAGAGAGGAGAAGGACAAAGAGAGGGACAGAGGAGAAAAGCCAAAAAAGAAGAACAUGUCAGCCUACCAGGUGUUCUGUAAGGAGUAUCGUGUAACCAUUGUGGCUGACCAUCCAGGCAUAGAUUUUGGGGAACUGAGCAAAAAACUGGCUGAGGUGUGGAAGCAAUUGCCAGAGAAAGACAAACUGAUUUGGAAGCAAAAAGCUCAAUAUCUGCAACACAAACAGAACAAAGCAGAAGCUACAACUGUGAAAAGAAAAGCAUCCAGCUCAGAAGGUUCCAUGAAGGUGAAAGCUUCCCCUGCAGGAGUACUGUCACCCCAAAAGAAAUCCCCACCCACCACCAUGCUGCUACCCGCCUCGCCAGCCAAAGCCCCUGAGACAGAGCCCAUCGACGUGGCUGCUCAUCUCCAGCUGUUGGGAGAGUCCCUGAGCCUCAUUGGACACCGCCUGCAGGAAACCGAGGGCAUGGUGGCUGUGUCCGGCAGUUUGUCAGUGCUUCUGGAUUCCAUCAUCUGUGCGCUUGGCCCCUUGGCGUGUCUGACCACACAACUACCUGAGUUGAAUGGCUGUCCCAAACAGGUCUUGUCAAACACACUAGACAACAUUGCUUACAUCAUGCCUGGACUGUGACAGCAGAGACUCCUGGGACAGAACGCUUAUCCCGCCUGCUGCUGGCUUGUGUACGUGACUGUUCCAGACCCCUUCACUGGCCUCGGGGUGUAGCUGUUAAAUUUUUAUAUAUAUGCAUAUAUAUAUAUAUAUAUCUAAUGUAUAAUAUAUACAUAGGACUGUAACUACUUUGCUUUUAAUAAUUUUAUGAAAUGGCAAAGGUUUAGCCAAGAGGAAACCUUGGCAUGAAUGUGGGCUUGGGAUUCUUUCUUCUACUGUGGUGGAUAAAUCUGCCUUAAAAAUCAGUGUAACUUGGGGGCUGGGGGCUUGUUCUGGAUGCCAAGUGCAUCGCUUUAAGGUCAGCUAAAAUGUGAUUUUUUUCCAAACUCAGUUGUACCUCCAGACCCAUCACUGACCAUUUGCCUUACCUGUCUUACAGUCUGAAAUGUAAUGGGAAAGAUUAUGGGAAGAUGUCAGUUAACUGAAAGUACAAAGCUUUUCAACUUGAAGUGACCUAGGUGGGAAGUGAUAACAUCGUUCCUAUCUGAAAGUUAUUGCGAUGGCUUAAGUGAACUUAGUAGGGGGUUCAUUCCAAUUCCUGCUCUACCAGUGUCCAUGUCUCAAAACUUACUGUAAUCAUUGGUACCAUUGGCAGCCUCAGCCGGAGCCAAGGAGAUUUGUGAGCCCUGGAGAGGGUAAAGCUGUCAGUGCCACCAGUUGAAUGGCCUAUAUCGUGAGCUGACCCAGAGCAUUUGGUCUGCAGAACUAAGAGCUGGUAUCUUCCAUUGGCAGCAUCAGCUUAGCUCACAGUUCUGCUGCUUAGCUGCUUGGCGGGUGUGGAAGGUGAGCUUUGCCCAGGCUGAUUCCUGGGUUCAUCUCAUUGGUUCCCCUGCUGGGCAGAUACACAGGGUUCUGCAUUCCACACGUAAGCGAAUUGCAAAAAAAGUACUCUGUUCUCAUGUAGGGUUAUUUAUGUGCGUGUGUGAAUGUGUGUUUUAAUUAUGUGUAUUUAACUCUUUAAACUCUCUUAGAUUUUAAUUUUAUCCUGUAAAUUUCUGUAUAUAUAAUUUAAAAACAAGAGCCUCCACCAGCAACAGCAUGUGGAAGAUACAAAUUUGUCAUUUCUGCCUCCCUUCCUUCCUCUGGUCUCCUCUGCAAACUCCAAAUCAUCUACACUUUAAGGUAUCGUGCCUCAAAAAGGAAUCAUUAUGUUGGGAUUCUAGUUCUUUACAAAUGAAUAAUGUCAAGAAAGUAAAUAAAAAGGAAUGUUACCAUUCCCAGCUGCCCUUAUUUCCAAAGAACGAGGCUUUUGCUUCCCAGUUCCAAAGAAAACAGUUGAGCACUUCAGCGUUGUUUUUAAAUUCAGUUUGAGAGUCCAUGUCAAAACCAAGCUCUGAGGUGACUGCUUUCUUCCCUUGGCCUGGACAGAGCACUGCAGCAUCAAAGUAGAUCUUUGAGGACAGUGCCGCCAGCCUAUUUAAUUCUGCUGCAUCCUAUUUAAUUCUUUCCUUUUUUUCCCACCAGUGUGGUCACAGGGCUGUGUUUCUUAAAGGUAUUCUGGCUGCUGAAUGCCUUUCUCACCUCAGAGCAGUCUUGAAAUUUAACUGGGAAACAGAAGGAAACAGGAAUGCUUGGGAACCAAAAUCACGAAGAGCAGAAAUCCUGGUUUAAUUUUGUGUGUUAGCACCUAUCCCACGCCUCCUCUGUACCCAUGUCAGUUUUCUGUUUGACACAGGGUAUCAAGGAAGGGCCUCGGAGACGUGGAUUAGUACAGAAAGAAGUCAAUCCUACCAUUGUCAUUUGUACACAUUAAUGAAGUCCUGACGAGGACCUGCUUUUUGUUUGUUUUCCUUUAAAAUCCAAACCUAUUGUAUUUGUAUUUAAAAUUUGUACACAUUUGUAUAAUAAUCGGUUCCUUGUGGUAUUUGGUACUAUUAGAGGAAAAACUUUGGAUUCAGACCUUCUUGCAGUUUUUAUAUCAUUGUUUUAUUUUGUUUUUUAAAUAAAUUCUAGCUGUUUGAUCCAAAUCCCAUUAUAGUUGUAUAAAGAAAUAAAAUUUUGUACUUAUAUUAUUAAAAAUCACAUUUUUAA